CCAGAAAUAUUUGAAAAUCAAAAUGUACUUCAGCAGCUUCGAUGUGGGGGAGUUAUGGAGGCAAUUAGGAUAAGCUGUGCUGGGUUCCCCACUCGGAAGGCAUUUGACGAAUUUGUUAAUCGUUUUCGUAUCCUUGUUCCCGAGAUUAUGAGUGACAGUAACAAUGAGAUCGCCGUUUGCAAAAGCAUUUUAGAGAAGGCUGGUCUCAAAGGUUAUCAGAUUGGUAAAACAAAGGUGUUUCUUAGAGCUGGUCAGAUGGCAGAUUUAGAUGCUCACAGAAAUGAAGUCCUUGGAAGGUCUGCAUGCACUAUCCAGAAAAAUGUCCGCACAUAUUAUACCCGCAAAAGUUUUAUCAUGUUGCAGGGUUCAGCAAUAGGAAUCCAAACUGUGUGCAGAGGUCAACUUGCACGUAACCUCUAUGAGCGCAAGAGGAAGGAAGCAGCUUCUUUGACGAUUCAGAAGUAUGGACGAAUGCAUCUUUCAAGGACAGCUUAUAUAUUAUUGUGGAAUUCAGCUGUUUCUAUACAGACUGUGUUGCGCCAAAGGGCUGCACGUAACGAGCUUAAAUAUAGAAAAGAAACAAAAGCAGCCAUCUUAAUUCAGAGACAUGGCCGUGGACACUUAGCGCACCUUCAUUACAGGAGGGUGGUAAAAGCUGCAAUUGCAACACAAUGUGCAUGUAGGGUAACACUUGCCCGAAGAGAGCUAUACGUGCUCAAAAUGGCAGCAAAGGAAGCAGAUGCUCUGCAAAAACAAGUGGAAGAGCUUACCCAGCAAUUGCAAGUGGAGAAGCGCAUGAGGGUUGAAAUGGAGGAAUCUAAAACACAGGAAAUUUCCAAACUACAGUCUGCUUUAGAAAAAGUGCAGUUUCAACUAGAAGAAUCCAAGAAGAUGAACAUGCAGGAACAAAGGAUUGAAAAUAUUGAUGAAAAGGUGCUUGUUGCAGAAGAGGUCAAGGUUGAUAAUCGUGAUGAUCACGAAAUGGUCAAUAAGCUUACUGCUGAAAAUGUGAAGCUUAAGGCUUUAGUUACCUCAUUGGAGAGUGAAAUUGAUGAGACAAACAAACUUAGUGAAGAACGAUUGAAGCAGGUUAUGGAGGCUGAAUCCAAAGUGAUUGAAUUAAAGACUGACAUGCAGAGAAUUAACGAGAAGCUUUCUGAUAUGGAAACUGAAGUCCACAUACUCAGGCAAGAAGCGUUAUUGAAUCCGGGGUCCAAAAGAACGUCAGAACAUCUAACAGUAUCUCAUGAGCUUUCAGAGAAUGGUUUUCAAGAAUCUGAAACACUAUCACCUAACGAACAUGGCGCGGAAUCUGAUAAGCAGCUGAGUAGAACUCAAAACGAGAGGCAGCGGGAGAAUGUCGAUACUAUUAUCAAAUGUGUCUCUGGAGAUCUUGGGUUCAGCAAGGGAAAACCAGUUGCAGCAUUUACAAUAUACAAAUGCCUUCUUCACUGGAAAUCCUUUGAAGCAGAGAAAACUAAUGUUUUUGACCGUCUAAUUCAGAUGAUUGGUACUGCUAUAGAGGAUGAGACGGACAAUAAUCACAUUGCAUAUUGGCUAUCAAACACAUCUAUGUUAUUGUUUCUGCUCCAAAAGACACUAAAGGCGUCUGCUUCAAGUCAACCUCAAACUUCCCAGCCAACAUCUUUUUUUGGAAGGAUGUUCAGGUCAUCUUUUACUUCAUCCAGCCUUUCAAUUCGGGGACUUGAUGGCAUCCAACUGGUUGAAGCAAAGUAUCCUGCUUUGCUAUUUAAGCAACAGCUCACUGCAUAUGUAGAAAAGAUAUAUGGAAUUCUUAGAGAUAACAUGAAAAGGGAUCUUUCACAACUACUUACGUCAUGUAUUCAGGUUCCUCAAAUAGAAAAUGAAAACUCAACAAUAAGUCCAUGGCAAAGCAUCAUUGGGAGCCUUAAUGGACUUCUCACUGCACUGAGAGGAAAUUAUGUGUUUCCAUUUCUUAUCCAAAACAUUUUUGCCCAAAUCUUCUCUCAUAUGAAUGUACAGUUAUUUAACAACCUCCUUUGCAAAGAAGGCUGUUGUACUUUCAACAAUGGGAAAUAUGUAAAAAGCGGGUUAGCUGAAUUAGAACAUUGGUGUGGGCAGGCAACAAAAGAGUAUGUGGGCUCCUCUUGGGAUGAGUUAAAGCAUGUAAGGCAGGCUGUAGGAUUCUUGGUUCUCCAGGAUAAAGAGAAAGUUUCCUAUGAUGACCUAACAACUGACUUGUGCCCUGUUUUGAGUAGCCAACAGCUUUAUAGAAUAUGUACCAUAUGUUCGGAUGAGAACAAUACUAAAACUGUGUCCUCAGAUGUAAUUUCAAACAUUAAGGUACUAGCAUCAUCAGAGGAUUCAGAAGACGCCGACAGUAAUUAUUCGUAUGCCUUGGAUGAGAAUUUGAGCAUCCCUUUCUCAGCAGAUGGCCUUAACAUCUCCCUCAAGGAUAUUGAUUUCAUUGGGGUAAAACCUGCUGAGGAACUCCUUGAGAAUCCCGCCUUUGAAUUUUUACGCGAAUAAUUAAGGCAGUGGCUUCCAAGCAUAUACUCCAUCCGUCCCAAUAUUAAAGUCUCCCUUUCCUAAUUUGGUAUCUCAAAAUUAAAGUCUCCAUUCCAUU
Molecule: messenger RNA, 2608 nt
Organism: Cuscuta campestris
Lineage: Eukaryota; Viridiplantae; Streptophyta; Magnoliopsida; Solanales; Convolvulaceae
Source: the annotation of a GenBank genome assembly